Cutaneotrichosporon oleaginosum is the source of this 1357-nucleotide messenger RNA. The record is from RefSeq and is a predicted model, not a curated record. NCBI's taxonomy places the organism in Eukaryota, Fungi, Basidiomycota, Tremellomycetes, Trichosporonales, Trichosporonaceae.
GUGCCAUCUGGGGCUCACAGCACGCUGUUGAUCGACUCCCCCCCCCCUCCUCAUGGGCGGCAAGCAACGCUUGUGGCAGUCCCAAGGAGAUAUGUCACUGAGGCGCAACAUUCCCCACCACCAACAGUGCAUACAGAGCAGCACACGUAGGAGAUUGAAUCCAUGGCGGACAUUUAUCGACAGUUGCGGGAUGCAAGCACGCCUCGCCGGGGUGUCUGCCACCCUUCACGCCACGAACCGGGCGAUCACUGAAUGCUUACGUCACCAAAGCCCAUUGUCAACAAUGAAGUCCGCCACACGAGAAUUCUCCGCGGCGCGUUCCUGCCGCCAGUCAACCCAUCCCAAAAUUCGUCGCGUGGCUUUGAUCCCGCCAUCCUCUCGCGCCUCGUCGCUACAGUUUUGGCUGCCGUCGCUGCUCUCUUCACUCAUCAAGCCAAAAGGACCCCGUCGACCUCUCCGCGUCGACUUUCCAUCCCAAAAACAACUACACAACAAUGGCUGAGGGUGCUCGUGGUGGUUUCGGCCGUGGCCGUGGUUCGGGGCCGCGUGGCCGUCGUGGUGCCCGUCGUGGCCCGAAGCGUGACGACGAGAAGGAGUGGGUCCCCGUUACCAAGCUCGGCCGCCUCGUAAAGGACGGCAAGAUCAAGUCGAUGGAGGAGAUCUACCUCUUCUCGCUCCCCAUCAAGGAGUACCAGAUCAUCGACCUCUUCCUCCCCACCCUCAAGGACGAGGUCAUGAAGAUCAUGCCCGUCCAGAAGCAGACUUCGGCCGGUCAGCGCACCCGCUUCAAGGCCUUCGUCGCCGUCGGUGACUUUGACGGCCACGUCGGUCUCGGUGUCAAGUGCGCCAAGGAGGUUGCCACCGCUAUCCGCGGCGCCAUCGUCCUCGCCAAGCUCGCUGUUGUCCCCGUCCGUCGCGGCUACUGGGGCUCGCACAUCGCUGAGCCUCACACCGUCCCCAUGAAGGUCUCGGGCAAGUCGGGCUCGGUCAUGUGCCGUCUCAUCCCCGCCCCCCGCGGUACCGGCAUUGUCGCCGCCCCCGCCUCGAAGCGCAUGCUCCAGAUGGCCGGUAUCCAGGACUGCUACACCCAGUCCAAGGGCUCGACCGCCACCCAGGGCAACUUCCUCAAGGCCACCGUCGCGGCCCUCUCGAAGACCUACCAGUUCCAGUCGCCCGACCUCUGGCAGGUUAUCCCCGUUGGACAGACCCCCUACGACGAGUUCUCCAACCACCUCGCCAUUGCCGCCCGCAAGGCCGCCGCCUACUAAGCGAUGCGCUGUUUGUAGUGUGUGUGCUUCAGAUGCCAUUGGGUUUGGCAUGAUCGUUGCGUGUAGGAUAUGGCAGAUGUGCAGUGUUG